AUGUCGAACAGGCCGACGACGAUGUGGAUCAUGCCGACCACGCCGACCACGCCGACCAUGUGGAUCACGCAGACCAGGCCGACCGAGCAGAACGCGCCGACCGAGCGGAUCGCGCAGAACGCGCAGAACGUGCCGACCACGCCGAACGCGCCGACCACGCCGACCACGCCGACCAUGCUAAGCAUGCCAAACAUGCCAAACGCGGACCGUGCCGAUUACGCCGAAUAUGCCGACUUUGCCGAACACGUCGAGAACGCCGAUCAUGUUGAUUAUGCUGGCCAUGUCGAGAAUGAGCGGGAGGAGAGUCUGGAGACGAUGCAGUCAUGA
Molecule: messenger RNA, 327 nt
Organism: Sodiomyces alkalinus F11
Lineage: Eukaryota; Fungi; Ascomycota; Sordariomycetes; Glomerellales; Plectosphaerellaceae
Exons: 2
Coding region: 1-327 (108 amino acids)
Source: RefSeq, a predicted model, not a curated record